AUGCUCGUCAAGGCGGGGGCGGAUGUGGACAAGCGCAACGCGACAGGACAGACGUCUCUGACGCUGGCACUACAGGGUGGCUACUCAAACAUGGUGCACGCUCUCCUCAGCUUCCCCGAAGUGGAUCCGAACGUGGGCAACGAGGACUGGAGUCCCAUAGAGAUUGCCGUCGAAGUUGGAGACAGUGACGCGCUCGAAGCGCUCCUACAGCGCCCGGAUAUCAUACUUAAGUUCGACAUACCAGAAGGCGAACCCGCCCCUGCCGUCACUGCCAACCCCGACGGCACCACAACUUUUACCUCGGGGGGGAACAGGUAUAGGCCGCUCCAGCGAUCACUGCUCUGGCAAGCGAUCAAUCGCGGCCACGGCAACUGUGCCCGUGUGCUGCUAGCUGACGGACGGGUGCCCAAGGCCCUUCGCGACUUGUCCGGGGCCCUGCCGUCGUUUGUCGGCGUUGACGACGAUAUCAUUGGGGAGGUUGUGCAGCUCCACGCGUCGAACAGCUGGCAGGCCACGGACGACAUUUUUGGCUUCCUGUGGACCACGGACCGCGAGAGCGUGCCUGGACAGUAUCACAUGGCAAGCAUGGUGGACGUUGACGGCAAUUGCCUGCUGUCUCAUCUCAUUAUCUGCGGGUGGGAGGAGGAGGCGAUCGACCUGCUCAAGCAGAAGGACAGCCCGAAAAACAGCUCCAACUACCACGGGGAAACGGCCCUGAUGCUGGCUGUCUUGUACUCGCGCGCCGAGGUCAUCAAGUUCUUGCUCGAAUCGCCCAUCGGCGGCGCCGUCGACUGGCUCGUGGUGAACAGAUGGGGGCAGAACCUUCUCGUGUACGCAGAGAGCGCCGAGAACGACAGCCUGACGCGCAAGGUCGUGGCGCGGGUGCAGAAGGAGGCCAAGCUGCGGUCGCGGGCGGGCUUUGGCAGCUUCAACGAAGAUCGGCGCCGCCGCCCUGGGCGUGUCGACUCAUUCUUUGAAGCCGAGCUGAAGACGGUCAUGGACAAGCAGCUGGGCAAGUUCCGCAUCACGGUGAAGAAGAAGCGCUCGUGA
Molecule: messenger RNA, 1050 nt
Organism: Verticillium dahliae VdLs.17
Lineage: Eukaryota; Fungi; Ascomycota; Sordariomycetes; Glomerellales; Plectosphaerellaceae
Exons: 1
Coding region: 1-1050 (349 amino acids)
Molecular function (GO): protein binding
Source: RefSeq, a predicted model, not a curated record